Molecule: messenger RNA, 3432 nt
Organism: Solea senegalensis (Senegalese sole)
Lineage: Eukaryota; Metazoa; Chordata; Actinopteri; Pleuronectiformes; Soleidae
Product: olfactory receptor 1M1-like
Exons: 2
Coding region: 96-1076 (326 amino acids)
Biological process (GO): G protein-coupled receptor signaling pathway
Cellular component (GO): membrane
Molecular function (GO): G protein-coupled receptor activity; olfactory receptor activity
Source: RefSeq, a predicted model, not a curated record
CUGCUGCUGCGGCUGCUGGAGUCAACAUCAUUAAGCUUUCAUGGUAACCUGGUAAUCAGACCGAGGAGCUUUUCCAGAUUCCCUGGAGCUCAACGAUGUCUUUUCUCAGAAACUUUCUGAACGACUCGGUCAUCGUUCAUCCUCCCGGCUUCUACAUCAUUGGAUUUCAGAAGCUUCCCUUCAUCAGGGUGUACUUCAUCUUCCUGGCUUUUGUCUAUGUCGUCACAGUGCUGUUUAACAUGUUGGUGAUCUGCAUUAUUGUCUUUAAUCACUGUUUGCACACUCCAAAGUUCUUGGCCGUGGUCAACCUCGCCGUCAUCGACGUGGUCCUGAACACGUGCACCAUCCCCAGCAUGAUCAAGGUGUUCCUCGUCAAAGACAAUUUCAUCCCGUUCAACCUGUGUUUGGUACAAAUGUUUUUCUACUACGCUUUUGCUACGUUGGAGUCGUAUGCACUCGCCGUACUUGCGUACGACCGUUUGAUUGCGAUAUGUUUCCCUCUGCGUCAGAACUCGAUCAACACACUGCGGAACAUGUUUUGUAUCGUCGCCCUGUCUUGGUGUUUUUCCACAGGGAUUAUUGCAUUUUCUGCAGGUAUAAUGACUCGCUUGUCUUUUUGUAAUUCAGUCAGAGUGUUCAGCUACUUCUGCGAUUAUGCACCCGUGUUUAGACUCGCCUGUAAUGACUACACGAUGCAGUGGUACGUGGCCUCUUUGCUUACGUUCUUGCUCCUUGUGGGGCCGUUCACCUUCAUUUUGCUGUCUUACGUCAGCAUCCUGGCGACUGUGUUCAGGAUGAAGUCGCUGGACAGUCGCGUGAAGGCUUUGGCCACGUGUGUCGAGCAUCUGAUUCUUGUGGCUGUGUUUUACAUUCCUAUCAUUACCAUUUUUACCAUUGGGUUUUAUCUGCAACUUAUUAACCCAGACCAGCGUGUGCUGAGCCUGUCUCUGGCCUCUUGCCUUCCACCCUGCAUCAACCCCAUUGUGUAUUCUUUGAAAACCAAAGAGAUCAAAAACAGAGCCCUGGCACUAGUUAAGAAAAUAUUUGGCACAAACCAACGCAAGAGCAAGCCUUGAAGUAUUGUUCAAGUACAUAUAUAUAUAUGUAUAUGUAUACAUAUAUAUAUAUAUAUAUAAACCCAGAAAAACCCUCUCUAAGCGUCGAUCCGUUGUCUACCACUUUAUCCUCCACAUAAGGGUCGCAGGUGAUUGAAGCCGACCCUGAUUUAGGGCAAGAGUGGCCCGAGUUCUGUGCCUCUGUUUUAGUCAUUUCCGCUUAGGUUGAAUUAAAUGAUGCACAGCUCAAAAAUAUAAACAACAAAAUCACCAAAAAUGUACAGUUUUUCCUUCUUGAAGGUUUUGUAAACUGUGUGUGUGCUGUGUGCUUUAUUUCUGUCUCGAUUUGGAGUGUUUACAGUGUUUUGAAAAUGUGUUUUUAAAUGUGAAUAUACCUGAACUUGAAAAAUGUGUGAACAACUGAGUUUGCUGCAUGGCCUAAUGUAAGGUUCUGUUGUCGGAGCCAUUAAAUAACUUGCAUUUACAAGAAGGGUAAAUCUGUCAUUUGAAGACCUAUCGGUUUCAUCUUGAGCCAUAAAAAGUUUAAACGUAAACUUGAUUCUUUCUCUGAAUUGUGAAAUGCUUUUGUAACCUCAACACGAGCAGAGACGAACAUUAAUUUAAUAGUUAAUACUACAAAUCAUCAUUUAUUCCCAUAUGAAUGACGAAUUUCCUUGUGUUUUGCGUUAACUCUAAUAAUUAUGAAAUGUUGAAUGAUAUUGACACAUGAAAGUGAUAUGGAAGUCAUAUGGCUAUGGUCUAUAGUGCAGUACAUUUAUAUGAUGUUUUCUGACAACAGUGCAACAAAAUAUAAUAACAAUGUACAAUCAGAUUGGCUAAAUUAUAUUUGAUUUCACUGCACUCUCAUAAUCCUAUUUGAUGCAGACACAUGACACAGCGCAUGACAAUAAUGGACACAGGCAAGAACAUAAUAAUAUGAUGAGUGUCUGCCCUCUUGUGGAGUUUUGUACAAAGUACAAAUGGCACCACGAGCUACAGCUGUGUAAUACCACAUGUUUGACAUUGCAGUAGCCACUAAUUAAUCAAUUGAAAUCAUUUCCUUUCCUUUCCUUAUUUUUGCCAAUACAUAAUAUGUAGCCUAAUUAUGGUGCAGUUGCCUGUAUCAUUAAUUAAAUAAGUAUAACAUUAUUGCAAGGGGGAAAAACAGUACAAACGUGAACACAAUUGUUUUUAUUGGGUUGAGAUAAUCAACUAUGAAUUAUACUAACUGAUAUUCUUGAACAAGCUAUUUUAUCGUGGCUUUCAGUUUAGCCCAUCAUCAUCAUCAUCAUCAUCAUAUGUCACCAGUGAAAACAUGAAGAGACUGUCAGUAAUGCAACGAUCAACCAUCAUCACCACUGAAAGGCUGGCAGAGAAUGCUCUUUGGCCUAAACUGAAGUCUGGCAGCAUCAUAUGAAUUAUUUAGAACUAUGUAACAUGAUGAAACUGGGCUGAUGUCUUGAGUUUUUGGUUGAUUCUUCUAUGUUUCAUCAUCAAAUUGUAUAAUUUAUAAAUUGCAGUUGUUUUUGCACAUUUUAUUUUUGUUUUGUUUUCUGAUGGAGAUAAGAUCUCUCAAAAUGUAAUAUGAAUAAAGUAGUGUAGGAAUAAUUAUGUGUCUACUGUUUAUCACUGUGCUUUCAGGUCACUCUUCUUUAUUUACGCUGAUUUAUAAGGCUCUUCCUGGCUUGGUUUCGUCUCAUUUAUGUUCUUUGCUGCAAAGAACCGAAAGAGCACUACAUUCUUGCGGAAUUUAUCACUUGAUUGUUCCCAGAGUUCUGACUGAAUAAAUUAGCAUUCUAUGAGCAUUCUCGCUGCCCCCUCUGCUUGAAAUACUCUACAAACUGAACUAAAAAAAAUGAUCUGAAGUCAUCACACUUGAAGCUUUUCGCUCCAUCUUAAAUGUUAGACAACGAGAAUCCAUUAAACAGUGUCUUUACAGUGCCCUUGUAAAAGAGAGUUUCUGAAACAUAUAGUGUGACUUAUAUAAUAGUAUAAAUAUUUUGUUUGCUUUCCAAUUAUGAUUUGACCAAGACAGAAAAGCCACCAAUACCAGUUUAAAUCUUGUGUCUGAUCUAAGUUUGUUCUUCCUAUAUUGUACGAUGAUUCUGGUGAUAGUGAGUGAUUAUCUUUCUCGUAUGAAAACAGCUCUAACAUGGAAAGAAGGAAAAAUAAAUUCCGUUAUGCCCCAGUUAAGAAAAGAAGCAAAGCAAGUGUCACAGAAGUCAAAAAUCUCUGUCUCAUAUCGGAUUAAACUGUUUAGAGGAUUUAUCCAUUAUCAUGUAUGCACAUUGUCCUUUGUAUAGGAACUAAAUUCCAAGUCAUUGAGGGAAACAGUGUCAACCUACUCUGAUCUCAAAAAUCCAAUGCAACAAAACGA